Coccidioides posadasii C735 delta SOWgp is the source of this 3344-nucleotide messenger RNA. RefSeq lists its product as uncharacterized. The record is from RefSeq and is a predicted model, not a curated record. NCBI's taxonomy places the organism in Eukaryota, Fungi, Ascomycota, Eurotiomycetes, Onygenales, Onygenaceae.
CACGCCUGUUCCCCCCGGACCGCUUUUGGCGGCCCUCCAAUUUCUUUCACAGCCCCAGCUCAUAUUGUUUUUGCCUCGAAAGCAGGGAAAACAAGCGAUCGAUUAAAAAGAACAAAAAGAAACCCCCCACUCUCAUACACACAGACAGAGAGGGCAUCGAAUGAUGCCAGUUUUGGCUUCUAGAACUUGAGACCAAACAAAGAGGCAUUUAAAAGAUGCUGCACCAUUUAGUGACACGGCUAGCGUUGCUGCCGGUCGCCCUGCAAAUGGUCGUGCUCACGACGGCGCAGAGCACCACCGACUCGGAUUCGGAAUCAGAGAUAACACCCACUCGCAGCUCGCAGUUUUCCUCGACAACGGCAACGAGAACAAGUACGAACACCGGCCGUGCGACUCAUACCGUCAAGGUGGGAGCAAAAGAGGAUCCUCAUCAGUAUAUACCGCAUACCAUCAAAGCGGACGUUGGCGAUGUAAUCGAAUUCGAGUUCUAUCCACGCAAUCACUCGGUAGUGCAGGCAGAUUACCUGGCGCCGUGCGUACCUGCAACCGGGAGAUACUUCUAUUCGGGAAUAUUCAAUUCUUUCGACGAGGAGGACGGCAUGCUGGUUGGGAAACCGCCAACAUGGAAGUUGACCGUCAAUGACACCAAGCCGACAUUCUUUUAUUGCACCGCCAUCGACUCGUGUAUUGUGAACGGAAUGGUUGGCGUAAUCAACCCGAACGAAUCGAUGACCUGGGAUGCACAGUAUGCAAAGGCCUUGAAAUAUCCGUACAUGUUGGUUCCCGGCCAAGCGCCACCUGCGGAAGGGAGUGACCGUUCAGAGCCAUCGUCAUCGCCAUCGUCAUCAUCAUCUGGUCUGGGUCGUGGAGCUAUUGCUGGGAUCGUGAUCGGGAGCAUCGCCGCUAUCUCUAUCUUGGCCGCUCUUUUCUUCGUGCUUGGGCGCAACCGCGUUUACCGCAAGUGGCUAAACUCGGAAGAAGAGAGUAACGACCGGACACGGCGAUGGGCAAUGAGCGGGGGAGACUGGUCGAUGGCCGGCAGAAGCGAGAAAGAUGGGGUUACGAUGGGCUCGCACCCGGGCCAUACGAGCAUGAUGUCGCCGGAUAUGUCCCACGUCGGUGGACCGUAUAGCCCUCCGCUGCAGAGUCGGUCACCGCCACCAGCGCAUCGGAGCUGGGAUGGCCUUGGUCAAUACCAUACACCCAUUAUGCAGGACGAGAGACCGCCAGAAUUGAGCUCAGCUGCUGGGGUUCAGUUGGUAGAGCUGGAAGCGACCCCUCAACGCCACCCAUCGAAGGGUCGUCACCAGAUAUAUUGAUAUACGCGAACAGUCUUUCGACCCUGCGUGCCUCUCGACUGUGGACACACAUAACCAUCUUACAUAUCCUAUCAUUCACCCAAAUAAUUGCCCGAGAACGACUCUGAUAUCCCAAUCCAUUCAUGAUCCAGCAUAUUCUAGCGAUCCAAAUCAAUGCCACUAAGUGUCAUUGGCACAGCAUUUUCACGCCACUGUUUUCUCUUUCCUCCCUUUCUAAACCCUGAGCAAGCGGUCAACCCCUUAUCCCCCUCAAUACACACACACACACACACACACACACACACACACACACACACACGCGAGUGUCAUGUUUUCAGUGCUUGGAAUAGUUGAAAUAUCCUUUUGUACAUACACCCGGACUUGACCAACGCACCAUCCAUGUAAUUUUCUCUUGUCUUAUGCGUUGGGUUUUGCUUGUUUAACUUUUUUUUUUAUUUUUUUAUUUUUUUUUUUGGGGGGGUGGGGGGUUCCGGUUGUGAUACCUGGGCAGCAUUGAGAAAAAAUCAAUUUGAUACGAUAAUAAAAUAUCUGUUUAGGAAUGCUAAACAGGAAGUUGAAUGACGCGGUAUUUUCGGGAUAUCAAAAAAGAAAAUGAUAUAGCAGACACAAUGGAAACCUGGAUUCCAUCUUCCGUCGCAGCGUCUCUGGCGUUCGUGGCUGUUGUCCAAACUGUGUGGAUCUGAGUUGCAUCAUGGAAAGUCAAUCUAAUAACUUUUUAUCCAGACCUCCCUUGAAAGCAGACCCGAGUCUCUUGAGGAUAAAGUUGUAUUUCUUCUGAAUGCAGGUUUUUAACUACACUCCAGGGGUAUUGAAUCUUUAUUCCGCACAUAACCGACACUUUGCAGACAUCACCAAUGCAACCUGGCAGGUUGACUAGCCUCAUUCCUCCCGUCACAUUUCACCGCCAUCUUCUCGUCUUCACUUCUCGCAUUUCAGGGCGGCGAAGAGCCUCCAAGGAACGAUACUACCAGGCGAGUUAUGUGAUUUAUUUCUUCUUGCAGCACAUAUAGCACUUUGCAGAAACAACUUUGUGUCAGUGAUACCAGUGCUCUCAGCCGAAAAGGAAAUGGCGAGCUCGAAGGAAACUGGGGGGAUGAUCCUGGGUUCAGGGAUGAUAACAUACGGUUCUGGUUGGCAGUUUAUAUGGCGUCUCAUACUAGAAGAGUCCCAGAUUAGCAUCUUGUUCAAUUCGGCCCAAAAGCUUAUGCAUGUUCAUCCUCUAGGAAUCUACCCGGAGGCAUCUGGGGCUCGCGGGGAGGGAGAGCGCCCGAGACUUACGUAUGGGGGUUCGCAGUUAGCCUUAUUGGGAUGGCAGCCAGGCAUGCAGUCAUCGAUCGCAGCAGCCUCGGGUUCAGGAACUGCAGACGCAAUGGCCAUGAAGAAAGUGAGGGUAAGGGCGAGAGCUUUGAAUUGAACCAUGGUGGCUAUUUGGGCCUUCUCUCUUCUUUCGAAAUAAAACGAAUUGGGGGGGGGGGCGGCUUGAGAGAUAUGUGGAGUGGGAUGGACUGUCUAUCGGACUCAAAUCACGGAGGGCACAGAAGGUAUUUAUGCUUCCUGCCCGUGCUCCUGAAUAUCUCCAUGGACAAAGAACCAACGCAUCCUUUGGCUGUGCCUCCUAUCAGCAAGCCAACGGCACUUUCGGGACGGUGGGUUUCUCAAAAACUUGUUUUCCCGUUGUCGAAGGAGAAAAGCUCUUUGUCCGUAUUCGGCUGAAUUAAAAGUUGCACAAACUUGUCCCGUGAGGCUUGCAGAAAGUGGUAUUUGCAGAGCCAUCUUAGCACGUCUCAAAUUACCCCUGAAUAUCAAUGUUGUUCUCCAGUCAAGUGGUUUUCGCUGAAGGACUAUGUACCACGUACACGGGCAACGUUCGACAUUAAGCUCUGGGUAGUUGCCGAAGAGCAUUGAGGUAAGGGUAUUGUCACUGUAUCACAAUGAGUCGAGGACACAUGCAUUAUCACAUCGACCGCAUCGAGUUGGUGGAUCGAGCGAACCUAGGAUCGACAAGAGAUCAUCAGAGCAAUGAGC